GAAAAUCAAACACUAAAGAAGAAGAAGAUCAUCAAUACUACACAGUAUGAGGUUUGUCAGCAAAUUAACAUUCCUCAUCAUUUCAAUUGGUUGCAUUUUUCAGGUAUCAUCACUAGGCGCAGAUGCCUCAUCACUUCUACCAUUAAUCUUAGACCAAAUGAUAGGCAGCAAUCCUGCUAAUACAUUUCUUGAUCCAUUCAAAGUUUUGGAACAAAUACCAUUCGGAUUAGAAAACAGAGAGGAGACUACUCUGCCGCUUUCUAUUGCGAGAGUCGACUGGAAAGAGACGGCGGAGGGGCACGUGAUAAGCAUAGACGUACCAGGAUUGAAGAAAGAUGAUAUAAAGAUAGAGAUUGAAGAAAACAGAGUGUUGAGAGUGAGUGGAGAGCGGAAGAAAGAAGAAGAGAAAAAUGAUGAGCAGAAUCAUUGGCAUUGUGUUGAAAGGAGCUACGGGAAGUUUUGGAGACAGUUUCGUUUGCCGGAGAAUGCUGAUAUUGAUACAAUGAAAGCUAAGCUUGAAAAUGGGGUGCUUACUAUUUCUUUUGCUAAAUUGUCUGCUGAUAGAAUUAAAGGUCCUAAAGUUGUCUCUAUUGAGAGCAAACAAGAAGGAAAAGAGUCCUCUGUUAGAGAAGAGCUUUGAUUUUAUGAGUUACUCUGUUUUCUGUUCAUCAUCUGUUCCUCUGCUUUAAUUUCAUGUUUUCUAAUAUUUUGGUAUGUGAUAUGUGAUAAAAGAAUGCUUAAAUGUAAUCUUAUUUUGAAAUAUUAUAUAAAUUUUUAAUUUGAGA
Messenger RNA from Solanum tuberosum (potato), 785 nucleotides. RefSeq names its product 22.7 kDa class IV heat shock protein. NCBI's taxonomy places the organism in Eukaryota, Viridiplantae, Streptophyta, Magnoliopsida, Solanales, Solanaceae. The coding region runs from base 47 to 640 and encodes 197 amino acids. The transcript is spliced from 2 exons. The record is from RefSeq and is a predicted model, not a curated record.